GAAUGUGCGGAUCAAGCAGCGUUUAGCGGCCACAGGACGCUGCCGCCAUAGACCUAGAAUAACUGCGAGGACCAACAAAUUACGAACGACGUUUCAUAUCAUUGUACAUUUCCGUAGAAAUUUGAAUCAUGACUUCAUCCACCCGAAGGCAUAAAGGUCGAGAGACAACGGUUGGGAACCUAAAAGAACAUUAACAUGAGGACGUUUCCCAGAGGCCCCAGUAAAGCACAUCCUGUCCAUUUCCCUGUAUAGUGGUCCCCACUGGCAGAGGAUUGCUUUCUACUUGCAGACACUUUCACUACUCAGUGGCAUAUCCACACCCUGGGUGAGAUAGAGUACAGACACUAGACCACAGGAGAAAGUCAACACUUUCUUACAACGCACUCGCUCUCCCAGGCCUUUUAUCCCUCUCAGAGAGCCCCUCCCUGGGGUCAUGCCUAUCCUACUCACUGCCGACGCCUCCUUCAGCUCCAAGCAGGAGCUGCUGGACCUCCAGGACGGCCCUAUGUGCCCCUCCCUAGAGACACCCAGCCCUGUAGACUCUCAGGAGGACAGCCCAGUGGGUUCAGGCCCCGGCAGCGCCGCUGGAAACAGCCCCGCUCGCCACAUCAUCCUCACCCGGGCUGCUACCCCGCUGCCUGGACAGCUUUACACGGGCCAAGCACCCGCGGAGACCCCACUGGGCCUCACAUUCAUACCCACACACUCAGAAGGCCUGUGUGGCUGGGGGGCUCUGACGCCCCGAGUCAUCCAGAGCUUCAACACCCCUCGCUGGGUACUGUUCUUCCUGUGUGUGGCCUCCUUCCUCCAGGGCAUGAUCAUCAACGGCUUCAUCAACACCGUGGUGACCUCCAUAGAGAGACGUUUUGACCUGCGUAGCUACCAGACCGGUCUCAUCGCCAGCUCCUACGACAUCGCUGCCUGUGUGUGCCUGGCCUUCGUCAGUUACUUUGGUGGGACGGGGCACAAGCCUCGCUGGCUGGGCUGGGGGGUGCUGGUCAUGGCGCUAGGAUCUCUGGUGUUCGCCCUGCCUCACUUCACCACUUCCCCGUACCAGGUAAGCAUGCCCGAGCAGACAGGGGUGUGUACGGGGAACCGUACCAGACGUUGCCAUGAUAACGAGGGUGGGGGCCUGUCCAGCUACCGCUUUGUCUUCAUGCUGGGCCAGUUCCUGCAUGGGGUGGGAGCCACGCCCCUCUACACUCUGGGCGUCACCUACCUGGACGAGAACGUCAAGUCCAGCUAUGCCCCGGUGUACAUCGGGAUCUUCUAUACAGCAGCCAUCGUGGGCCCAGCUGCAGGGUAUCUUCUAGGAGGAUACUUCCUCAACAUCUACACAGAGAUCCACAUGACGACGGAGCUGACUCCAGAGAACCCUCUGUGGGUGGGGGCCUGGUGGAUUGGCUUCCUGGCAGGAGGCGCAGCAGGGCUGGUUGUCGCCCUGCCCAUCCUGGGUUACCCACGCCAACUACCAGGCUCUCAGAAGUAUGUGGCCAUGCGUGUGUCUGAGACCCACCAGCUGAAAGAUGGCAGUCAGGCCAGUGCAUCAGACCCUCAGUUUGGGAAGUCAGUGAAAGACAUGCCCAGGUCAGUGUUGCUCCUGCUGAAGAACCCUCCCUUCCUCUUCCUGUGUCUGGCAGGGGCCACAGAGGCCACCCUCAUCGCUGGCAUGUCCACCUUCGGCCCCAAGUUCCUAGAGUCUCAGUUCAGUCUGAGUGCAUCAGAGGCAGCCACCUGGUUUGGCUACAUGGUGGUACCCGCGGGUGGAGGGGGCACUUUCCUGGGUGGCUACAUCGUGAAAAAGCUGAACCUCCGUUGCCGUGACAUCAUUAGGUUCUGCAUGGUGUGUGCCGUCAUCAGUCUUCUUGCCAUCUUCAUCUUCCUCAUCCGCUGUCCCAACGUCCCCAUGGCCGGGGUGACUUCCCCCUACCGCAGCAACCUGCCACCGGGUCAUCAGUACAAUGAACAGUACUAUGAGCCAGCCCACAACCUCCACAACAGUUCUUGGUUGGGGGACAACCUGAUGGUGGGCUGUAAUGCAGACUGUCACUGUUUACGAGAGCUCUAUAACCCAGUCUGUGGAUCCGAUGGUGUGAUGUAUUACUCCCCUUGCCAUGCAGGCUGCAGCACAGUCAACCACACGGAGGUCUCCACAGGUAGACAGGUGUACUCGGGCUGCAGCUGUGUGGUGGGGGGGAACGUCACGUCGGGGCAGGAGGGUCUGGCUCUGGAUGGGAAGUGCACCAGCUCCUGUAGUCACAUGCCAGCCUUCCUCACCUUCCUCUUCAUCAUCAUCUUCUUUACCUUCCUGUGUAGUAUCCCCGCCCUCACUGCUACCCUCAGGUGUGUCCCAGACAGCCAGAGGUCCUUUGGACUGGGAAUCCAGUGGAUCGUGGUGAGAAGUCUAGGUGGGAUCCCAGGCCCGAUAGCGUUUGGCUCUGUGAUCGACAUCUCAUGCCUGCUUUGGCAGGACCAGUGCGGAGAGCAGGGCUCCUGCUACCUCUACCAGAACUCUGCCAUGAGCCGCUAUACACUCAUCGCUGGCAUCAUCUACAAGGUUCUCGGCAUGAUGUUCUUCCUGCUGGCCAGUGUUCUGUACAAGCCCCCUCCAGAGUCGCCCCAGAGCAGCUGUGAGAGCACCGACCACGGGGCAGGGGAUAGCGGGGGAGAGACGGGGGACCUCUCCAUCAAGGACCUUCCACCAAAAAUCAUCACCAAUUUCCAGGUCUAGGAGAUGGAAGGAUGGUUCAAACCGUAGCCCUCUUCUCCUGCAGCCUGUGAGGCCUACUGUCCAACGUCAGUCUGACAAUGUUAUUACCGUGGAGCGCUCUCCUAAUGGCGAAGGAAGGUCGUUGGGCUGAAGUGUGCUGAGGCGCCAGUGAGAGUCAUUGGCCAAUGCCUCUCAUUGGUUUCAUCUAAGCCCCCCCCCCCCCCCCAUACCAGUCAGGAGACUUUGAUCUGAACACCGUGGACUAUAUGCUGCUCUGCUGCUAUGGAGACGGACCACAACACAGUGCCUUCAAGAGCUGAGGGGGAGUCAAGACCGAUAGGUUUACUGUGUGUGUGUAUUGUAAGUGUGGAUGUGUUUAGAGAUGAAACGAAUGCAUGAAGAGGAGGCUCGGUAUGUGACUGUGUUUUAACAUGCCUCCGUUAUAUUACGCUCUACUGUUGCUGUUGAAUGAAGAAGAAGCAUACAAGCUAAACAGCAGAGUGGUGCUUUGUUGCAUUGCCAUGGAUUGAGUUUUCACUGCAAGAUUACCGUGUACAUUUCUGUAAAUACGUAUUAUGUACCAACCAUCACCUUCUUUGUGAUUUACCAAUCCAUUUACCUUAUCCAAUUCUGUUGGACGUUAACUUCAAUCGGCUUCGUGCUUACUGUGUGUGUCCUCGUGUACUGUGUCCUCAUGUACUGUGUACUGUGAUAUGUAUUACUUUCCGACCACACGUGUAUUACAGUUUUUCCCAAUUGUUA
Molecule: messenger RNA, 3472 nt
Organism: Oncorhynchus kisutch (coho salmon)
Lineage: Eukaryota; Metazoa; Chordata; Actinopteri; Salmoniformes; Salmonidae
Product: solute carrier organic anion transporter family member 4A1-like
Exons: 13
Coding region: 434-2731 (765 amino acids)
Biological process (GO): sodium-independent organic anion transport; transmembrane transport
Cellular component (GO): basolateral plasma membrane
Molecular function (GO): protein binding
Source: RefSeq, a predicted model, not a curated record